UGACAUGUCUCGCAUCGCCGCAUAGUACACACCGGACGGUCUCCCACCAACAUACAGCCUCUCUGCUAUGUCCUCCCAGCGCGAUCCAUCCGCGGUCCGCUUCGAGGGCGACCUCUCUCACACACAGCGCUCCUCUAUCCUCAAGUUCGCCAACAUCAUCCUUCGAGGCAAGGGGCUCUACGCGAAGUCUACCGGCUCGCGUCUGGAGAUCACAGAGGUCUCUUUCUACGAGCGCGAGGAGGACAAGAAGCCGCAGGUCCGGAUGAUCUUCGAGCUCGACGUCGACGAAGACAUGCUCAAUUCCGCGAACAUGGUCCAUGGUGGCUGCUCUAUGUUCCUGAUAGACGUCUGCUCGUCCAUCGCCCUCGUUUCCCUCGGUAUCGCGACAAACAGGGACACUCGUCUCGUCUCACAGGCGAUCACCACUGUGUUUCACGCGCCCGCGACGACAGGGGCGAAGCUGCGCAUCAUCAACACCACCGUGUCGUUCGGCGCGCGCACAGUCACAGCGCGCACGGAGAUCUGGGAUACUACAAAUCGUAGGCUGGUCGCGUCGGGUGUGCAUAAUCAGAUGCAGCCGUCUGCGCCCAAGCUGUAAUCUAGAGCAAGUGUAUAUGUGAAGCGGGACUAGGACACAUCUCGGCCGCUACACAGUGUCAUCCGGACGGCGUCCCAUCGUAUCACACCCCGCCGCCCUACGUCGCCCACCACAUAGACGACGUCAAGCUGUACAUGC
Molecule: messenger RNA, 736 nt
Organism: Trametes versicolor FP-101664 SS1
Lineage: Eukaryota; Fungi; Basidiomycota; Agaricomycetes; Polyporales; Polyporaceae
Exons: 5
Coding region: 68-598 (176 amino acids)
Molecular function (GO): fatty acyl-CoA hydrolase activity
Source: RefSeq, a predicted model, not a curated record